This is a messenger RNA of Verticillium dahliae VdLs.17, 1548 nucleotides long. RefSeq names its product FAD binding domain-containing protein. The coding region runs from base 1 to 1548 and encodes 515 amino acids. Gene Ontology annotation, molecular function: FAD binding. NCBI's taxonomy places the organism in Eukaryota, Fungi, Ascomycota, Sordariomycetes, Glomerellales, Plectosphaerellaceae. The transcript has a single exon. The record is from RefSeq and is a predicted model, not a curated record.
AUGAAGUCUCUGAUGGUCCUGGGCUACGCCGCCGCGGCGGCCCUCGCCGGUGUCACGCCCGCCGUCCACUACGAGCGCGAGGCAGACAUCGGUCCCCGCACCCUCUCCUUCCUCGGCUGCGCGGCCCUCAAGCUCGUGCACCCGGCCAAGGUGUUCUACCCGGGCGACGCCGUCUACGAGGCCGAGAACAAGGCCUUCUGGUCCAACACGCAGCUCAUGAACCCCAAGUGCAUCUUCCGCCCCGCCAACGCCGAGGACGUGUCCGCCGGCAUCCUCAACAGCCGUCUGACCCAGACCAAGUUCGCCGUCCGCGGCGGCGCCCACACUGCGAUCAAGGGCUUCAACAGCAUCGACGACGGCGUCCUCAUGGUCCUGUCCAACCUCACGACCCUCGCCGUCUCCUCGGACCGCAAGUCCGUCCAGGUCGGUCCCGGCUACAAGUGGGGUGCCGUCUACAAGUACCUCGAGCAGUACGACGUGGCCGUCGCUGGCGGUCGUCUCGCGCCCGUCGGUGUGCCUGGUCUCCUCCUCGCCGGCGGUGUCAGCUUCUACGGCAACCAGGCCGGCUGGGCCGCCGACAACGUGCUCGACUACGAGGUCGUGCUGUCGAGCGGCCGCGUCGUCAAGGCGUCGGCGUCGGAGAACACGGAUCUCUUCUGGGCCCUCAAGGGCGGCAGCAACAACUUUGGCAUCGUGACCAAGUUCACGCUGCGCACGUUCCCCUCGAAGCGCGUCUUCGCCGGCGCCUACACAGUGGGCGGCGACGACAUUGACGCGUUCCUCCAGGCCAUCGCCAACUACUCGGCCUUCAACACGGACCCGCUGUCGCACAUUGUGCCCAUGGUGGUGCCCUCGGACGCCGAGAACAGCGUGGGCUCGGCGAUUCUCUUCUACGACAGCGAGACGGAGACGCGCCCGGCGUGCUUUGAGCCGUUCUUCGCCAUCCCUGCCAUUGCCAACACGCUCGCGUUCAAGACGGUGGCCGACUUUGCCGUCGAGGUCGGCGGUCUGGUCGUCGACCAGAUCAACGACGUCUUCGUCGCGGGCUCGACCGUGGGCAAGAACUACAACGAGCUCCUCGAGGGCAUCCAGAUCUCGCACGACGUCUUCAUCAGCCAGCUGCCGUCGCUGUACGCGUCCGUGCCGCUCGAGGACCUCGUGCUCGUGUCGAUCAACUGGCAGCCCAUCACGCCGCUGUGGCAGUCGGCGUCGGCGCGCGCCAACCCCGGCGGCAACGCGCUUGGCAUCGACGUUCAGAACAAGGGCACGCUCAUGGCGUGGGCCGAGGUCGUCGAGUGGCGCUCGGCCAAGUACGAGGCCGCCGUCAACAGGUGGGUCGAGAGCACGACCAAGGCCAUCAACGACGCGACCAAGGCGGCCGGUCUCUUCGACGCCUUCAACUACAUGGGCGAGGCUGCCGCGUUCCAGGAGGUCUUCCCCGGCUACGGCGCCGCCAGCGCCAAGAAGCUGCUCGACAUCUCGCGCAAGUACGACCCCAUGCGCGUCUUCCAGAGGCUGCUGCCCGGCGGCUUCAAGAUCGGAUGGUAG